GCGCUGUUUCGCAGCACUUCGGAGAAGUUAGACACAAAAUGGCGUCUUCCUCAGCGGCAUGAAAGGAUACAUUUAUUUGAUAAUUUGGAUUUUAAAACCCUUUACUCGUGUGGUGGUAGCUUUACUAGACAAGCCCGACUUAUCUGACUUUAACGCAUAAAUUUGGAAGUUCAAAAACUCCCAGGAGCCGAUCGAAACAGCUGCAGCAUGGCAUCUGAGCCCGCGGUGCUGCAGCCGCGGUGGAAGCGGGUUUUGGGUUGGAGCGGUCCAGUGCCGCGGCCCCGACACGGACAUCGGGCUGUCGCCAUAAAGGAGCUGAUGGUGGUGUUUGGAGGAGGCAACGAGGGCAUCGUGGACGAGCUGCACGUUUAUAAUACAGCUACAAACCAGUGGUUCAUCCCAGCCGUCAGAGGAGACAUUCCUCCUGGAUGUGCUGCUUACGGCUUUGUGUGUGAUGGCACGAGGCUGCUGGUGUUUGGGGGAAUGGUGGAGUACGGCAAGUACAGCAACGACCUCUAUGAGCUGCAGGCAAGUCGUUGGGAGUGGAAACGUCUCAAAGCCAAAGCUCCUAAGAAUGGCGGCCCGCCCCCAUGCCCCCGCCUUGGACACAGUUUCUCUCUGAUAGGCUCUCGUUGUUACUUAUUUGGAGGACUGGCCAAUGACAGCGAGGAUCCCAAGAACAACAUACCCAGAUACCUGAAUGACCUUUACUGUCUGGAGUUACGGCCUGGUUCCAGUGUUGUGGGCUGGGAUAUCCCCGCCACAUCAGGCCGGCCCCCUCCACCCAGAGAAAGCCAUACCGCGGUGGUCACCAGUGGAAAAACUGGGAACAGACUCAUUAUCUAUGGAGGCAUGAGUGGCUGCAGACUUGGAGACCUCUGGGUGCUUGAUAUAGAGACUUUGACAUGGAACAAACCAUCCAUUGGAGGAACAGCCCCUCUCCCUCGCAGCCUGCAUUCUGCCACCAUCAUCAACAACAAGAUGUACGUGUUCGGGGGGUGGGUCCCUCUGGUGAUGGAGGAUGUCAAAGUGGCCACACAUGAGAAGGAAUGGAAGUGCACCAACACUUUGGCCUGUCUCAAUUUAGAAACAAUGAACUGGGAGACUGUAGUGAUGGACUCACAGGAGGAGAACAUCCCCCGGGCCAGAGCAGGUCACUGCAGUGUGGCCAUAAACUCUCGUCUGUUCAUCUGGAGCGGUAGAGACGGAUACAGAAAGGCCUGGAACAACCAGGUCUGCUGCAAAGACCUGUGGUACCUGGAGACUGAGCGUCCGUGUGCUCCGUCCCGUGUACAGCUGGUUCGAGCUAACACCUCGUCUCUGGAGGUGAGCUGGGGCCCCUGUCAAACUGCAGAUACAUAUGUUCUCCAGCUGCAGAAGUAUGACCUGCCACAGACCACACCUACAAGCCCUGCCCCAAGUCCUGCUGCCAACCCUGUCCCCACGGCAACGCCUUCCCCAACAACGCCCACUCCAGCUACACCACCCACUGGUAUCACACUGGUCCCUGCAGCUGCGACUGGAAGUGCACUGACCACACCUAAUAAACCAGCUGUCCUGAAGGUAGCAGCAUCUCCUGGAGGGGCCACAGGAGCCUCCAUUGUAACGGUCCGACAGGCCGCUCCCAAAUCCCCUGUUGCUGUGACAACUCUUCCUGCUGGAGUUCGCAUGGUGGUUCCCGCUCAGACCACACAGCAAGGAACGCCAAUCGGCACCAACCCUCAGAUGUCCGGUAUGGCGGCUCUGGCUGCAGCUGCAGCAGCUACUCAGAAGAUCCCUCCUUCAUCUGGGACAGUGUUAAAUGUGCCGACGGGAGCCACUAUUGUCAAGACUGUGGCUGUGAGCCCUGGCUCUACCACUCUGCCCGUCAAAGUGGUUAGUAACCCAGCCACUCGGAUGUUGAAGACUGCCGCUGCACAGGUGGGAGGGGCAUCAGUUGUUUCUGCCCCUGGAACACCCAAUCGGCCAAUCAUCACUGUGCAUAAGUCCGGCACGGUUACAGUGUCCCAACAGGCUCAGGUGGUGACGACAGUGGUGGGAGGAGUCACCAAGACCAUCACACUGGUGAACAGUCCUCUGAGUGUGGGCUCUGGGGGCACGCUUUUGGGAAACCUGGGAAAUCUUGGUAAAGUGGUGUCAGUGGUUCAGACCAAACCAGUGCAGAGUGGAGCAGUGACUGGACAGGCAGGAAGUCCUGUCACACAGAUUCUACAGACUAAAGGCGGCCUUCCUCCUGGUACAAUCCUGAAGUUGGUGACCUCCGCAGACGGUAAACAGACGACAAUACUGAGCACUGCACAGUCUGGAGCUGCCGGAAACAAACCCACCAUUCUGGGAGUGUCACCAACAGGAGCUAAACCAGGGACCACCAUCAUCAAGACCAUCCCUAUGUCUGCCCUGCAGGGAGCCGCUGGUGGAAACAGUCCAAUCACCAUCCUCACAAAUAAAGGAGUGGCUUCAGGAACGGCUCAGAAAAUCAUCACUGCAGUCCCCAAGAUCUCAGCAGGAGGCCAGCAGGGGCUAACGCAGGUGGUUUUGAAGGGGGCCCCAGGGACUCCUGGAACCAUCCUUAGGACUGUCCCCAUGAGUGGAGUCAGACUGGUGUCUCCAGGAUCCAAACCUACUGUCACCACCCUCGUCGUCAAGGGCACCACAGGUGUGUCAAGCCUAGGAACUGUCACUGGGACAGUCUCCACUGUCGCCGGGGGAACUGUUGCUGGGGCCAACGCCUCUCUUGCCACUCCUAUCACCACCUUAGCAACCAUCGCCACGUUAGCAGGCCAGGUUACUACAGCAACCGCAGCUGGUGCAACCAAACAGGUUACCCUGAUCACAACCCCCAGUGGAGCUGAGGCUCAGCCCUUGGUCCAGGACCUGCCUGUGUCCAUCAUGGCCUCCCCUACUUCUGAAGAACCUGGAAGUACCACCACCAGCUCCACAGUUACUACCACAGCCGAGGGAGAUGAGGGCUCCAACACAGUGACGCUGAUCUGCUCUAACCCCCCGUGUGAGACCCAUGACACAGGGACCACCAACACAGCCACUGUGGCCACAGCGUCGAUGGGAGGGACAGAGAGAGUCUGCUCCAAUCCUCCCUGUGAAACUCAUGAGACCGGGACUACCAACACUGCCACUGUGGCUGCCUCCAACAUGGGACAGAACACACAGGUCACCUCUAACCCGUCAGUGAACGGAGCCACAGUCUGCUCCAAUCCUCCGUGUGAGACGCAUGAAACGGGGACAACAAACACCACUACUACAGCAGGAGCAGGAGGACUGCGACAGAUCUGCUCCAAUCCUCCCUGUGAGACCCAUGAAACUGGCACGACUAACACCACCACCACAGCCGGAGCAGGUGGUCUCCGACAGGUCUGUUCCAAUCCUCCAUGUGAGACUCAUGAAACGGGAACCACCAACACGGCGACUACAGCAGGAGCAGGGGGAAUUAGACAGGUCUGUUCAAAUCCUCCAUGUGAGACUCAUGAAACGGGAACCACCAACACGGCGACUACAGCAGGAGCAGGGGGAAUUAGACAGGUCUGCUCAAAUCCUCCUUGUGAAACUCAUGAAACAGGAACCACCAACACAGCAACUACAGCCACAGCUCAGCAGAGUGGAGAGUCACAGGGAGAAACUAGUGAACCCUCAGACGCCGCCUCCUCCGUCACCACAGCCACUCAGAGCAGGGCUGUGACCACCGUGACACAGGCCACGCCCACUCCAGGGCCUUCCAUUCCAGAGAUCUCGUCGUUGGUUGGAGAAGAGAGGGCAGACUCUUCUGAAGCUGUCGCUGUGGUCACUGGAGCUGAGGGAGAAGAGCCAAUGCAGACCGACCAACCAGAGGACGUGAUGUCGUCUGGAGCCACAGUGUUACAGGUCCAUAUGGGAGGAGCAGGAGAUGCCCCACAGAUGGAGACGGCAGACAGCGGCCUGCCUCAGGAGCUGAUGUCAUCGGAGGGGGACGAAUCAGGAGCUACGACUCUCAUGGUGACUGGACUGACCCCGGACCAGCUGACCACAGCAACAGACGAGGCCCAGCAAGCCACGAUACAGGCCGUCCUCCAGGCAGCGGGGCAGUUAGGCGAUGCAGAAGGUGGAGACCAGACUAUUCCAAUCGUCUUAACCCAGCAGGAGCUGGCUGCACUGGUCCAGCAGCAGCAGCAGCUCCAGGAGGCCCAGCAGGUGGUGCCCAAAUCAGAGCCAGAGCCGAUGGCAGAGCAGGCACAGCACGCCAUGCCCACAGAGGGUCUGGCUCCAGCCGACAGCCUGAAUGACCCAGCGGCAGAAAGUAACGGCCAUGAGCUGGCAUCGUCUGCGGUAACAAGUGCUGUUGCCCGAUUGGCCAGUACAUUUGCCCCGCCUCCUCUGAGCGCCAGUCCCAACAAGCUUCAGGCUGCUGCUACGCUAACAGAGGUGGCUAACGGCAUUUCUAAUGCUGCUCAGAAACCAGCCGCAGUGAAGCCAGUCCCCAAAGACUCUCAAUGGUACGACGUGGGCAUCGUGAAGGUCACCAACAUGGUGGUGUCUCACUACUACGUCCCCUACGAUGAUAAUUACAUCGACGACGACUCUGGUGCAGUUCCGGAUUAUUCUCAGAUGAGGAAAGUGGAACUGCAGCCAGGAACAGCCUACAAGUUCAGAGUGGCAGGCAUCAACAUCUGCGGAAGAGGGGCCUUUUCUGAAGUGUCUGCGUUUAAAACCUGUUUACCAGGGUUCCCCGGAGCUCCAUGUGCCAUUAAAAUCAGCAAGAGCCCAGACGGGGCACAGCUCACCUGGGAGCCUCCUGCAGUCACCUCUGGGCGGAUCACAGAGUAUUCUGUUUACUUGGCCAUCCAGUCCUCACAGACCUCCGCGGGCUCCUCGGGGUCCCAGGGGCAGUUAGCCUUCAUGAGGGUCUACUGUGGCCCCAGUCCGUCCUGCCUGGUCCAGUCCUCCAGUCUGUCCAACGCCCACAUCGACUACACCACCAAACCUGCCAUCAUCUUCAGGAUCGCAGCAAGAAAUCAGAAGGGCUACGGACCCGCCACGCAAGUGCGGUGGUUACAAGAUACUAAAGACGCCAAGCCUGCUAUGAAAAGACCUGGAGUGUCACCUGAUUUUAAACCCGCCGGAUCGAAGAAGUUCAGAGCCGACCAAUGAGAACUCUCUUUGCUCUGAAGCCUGAGAUUGGACAGCUCUUCUUAAGCUCUGCCCUGUUAUGCCCUUAAAAGAAGAUCGGCCUGGGCCAGUGGCUCCUUUUACCACGAGACCCAUCCACAAUCUUCAAAACUGAAAGACAGAGACUUGUAAAAUAUAUUUGUACAUUAAUCGAUCCGAACGUUUAUCAUGUUAUUUUUUUCCUUUAUUUCUUCUUGCUGUUUGUCAGGAACCGAAUGUUAAAAAAAAGAAAAGGGGGGAGUCAGUGGCAGUAUUUUGUCAUCCAUUGAAAAUAAUUAAUGUUUUUCAGUUAAAUGUAGUUUGUAGAAAGGUCAAAGGUUAAGGGGUGGGACUUGGACCAGCUCUGUGUAAAUUAAUUAUUUCUGUAGCUGUUUCUCUUUAUUCACUCUUUUUUUAUAUAUAUAAACGUCUCAAAGAAAAGCCAAAUGGUUUAUGUUUAUCUGUGGUUUAUGUUACUCCGUUUUGGACUCUGCCAUUGGUCCAUUUGAAUGAUCCGAGCUCCCUGAUUGGUCCGUUGGUUUGUGGGACUUAUGGGGCAGUCUGAUUUGUCAAUUCUUGUUUGUGGAAUGAUUCAGCUGUUGUUUGUGAAUAUUCUCUGCAACAAUAAAGAUUUUUAGAGCAUUUUUUACAAA
Boleophthalmus pectinirostris (great blue-spotted mudskipper) is the source of this 5789-nucleotide messenger RNA. Its product is annotated as host cell factor 1-like. Gene Ontology annotation, molecular function: protein binding; transcription coactivator activity. The record is from RefSeq and is a predicted model, not a curated record. Gene Ontology annotation, biological process: chromatin remodeling; regulation of DNA-templated transcription. Gene Ontology annotation, cellular component: histone methyltransferase complex. The transcript is spliced from 34 exons. Bases 208 to 5139 code for a protein of 1643 amino acids. NCBI's taxonomy places the organism in Eukaryota, Metazoa, Chordata, Actinopteri, Gobiiformes, Gobiidae.